Messenger RNA from Planococcus citri (citrus mealybug), 2203 nucleotides. RefSeq names its product maltase 1-like. Gene Ontology annotation, biological process: carbohydrate metabolic process. The transcript has 10 exons. Lineage: Eukaryota; Metazoa; Arthropoda; Insecta; Hemiptera; Pseudococcidae. The record is from RefSeq and is a predicted model, not a curated record. Bases 176 to 1972 code for a protein of 598 amino acids.
UACUUAAUAUUUCAAGUUGUUAUUUUCAUUAUUUGUUGAAAAAUUAAUCAAUCAAUCGAAAACAAUUCGAAGAAAGCACCUAUAAAUUAUUUCAGCGAUUGCCUCGAGUCUCAUUACACUCUUUACUCUUUAGUUUCCAGUCCAGUGUCGAGUGUGUGGCGAAAAAGAAAGCAGAAUGUUCGACGUUAAUUUCAAGUUUUUGAUCAUUUCAGUUUUGAUUACUGCAGGCAACACUUUGUCAAAUUUUGAUACAGAUUGGUGGAAACAUACAAUUUUGUACGAAAUUUACAUACCGUCUUUCAAAGACAGCAAUGGAGAUGGUAUUGGCGAUAUUAAAGGAAUUACGAAAAAACUCGAUCAUUUUGUCGACUUGGGAAUUGAGACGGUUUACAUCUCAUCAUUCUUUCGUUCGCCAAUGAGAGAUUUAGGAUUUGAUAUUUACGACUACGUCGACAUUGAUCCCAUAUUCGGUACAAUGGAAGAUUUUGACGAAUUGAUGAGUGGUAUGAAACGUCGAGGUUUGAAACUGAUCAGUGACUUCGUGAUCAAUCACAGCAGCGAUGAACAUUCUUGGUUCAAGAAAUCUAUCGACAGAAUCAACCCUUACACUGAUUUCUACGUUUGGGCUGAUCCAAAAGGAAUCGACAAUGAUGGAAAACCUAUCCCACCAAAUAACUGGCUGAGUAUAUUCGAAGGCUGCGGUUGGGAAUGGAAUGAAAAAAGAGGCCAAUUCUAUUUCCAUCAGUUCGCCGUCGGAGAGCCAGAUUUCAACUUACGAAGUGUCGAAUUGAAAAAAGAAAUAAAAAAAAUUAUGAAAUUUUGGAUGGAUCGAGGCGUGGCUGGCUUUCGACUUGAUGCAACGAAGCAUUUCAUCGAAGAUGAGCAAUUAAGAGACGAACCAUUAUCGAAUCCAAACAAGAAGGAGGUUACAUUAUAUAAAGAUUUGAAACACAUUUACACGACUGAUUUGCCUGAAAGUUACGAAUUUAUACACGAACUUAGGGAUUUCGUCGACCAAUAUAGCAUGGGAAGAAAACAAGAAUACGAAAAAAUUUUGGUAGCCGAAGCGUAUACAAGUAGAACCAACACUAUGGCGUACUAUGGUUCGGAAGAUCAUACCGUAGCUAAUUUUCCGUUUAAUUUUGCAUUUGUCCAACUGAACAGUUUCUUAAACGCUGAGUCUUAUAAUAAUUUAAUAUCGCAAUGGUUGAAAAAUAUGCCUAAAGGUGCAACUCCGAAUUGGAUGGCAGAAAACCACGAUAACUUCAGAAUAGGCACCAGAUUAUGUGAAGAGUACAUGGACAUAGUAACCAUCACAAUAAUGAUGUUGCCAGGAGUAGCAUGCGUCUAUUAUGGACAAGAAAUCGGUAUGACCAACAGCCAUGUUCGAAAGGAUCAGAGGAAAGACGAGAAUAAUGAUGGUGCAACAGGAGCUAGCAGGGAUGGAGAACGACUACCGAUGCAAUGGGAUGAUACGAUGAAUUCAGGAUUCACAUCGAGGUACAAGUCUUGGCUCCCUGUACAUCCGAAUUACUGGAAAACCAACGUUGAGAGGCAAAAAUCAGAAAAAGUUAGCAGAUACAAUUCGUUUAAAGAACUGUCGCAAAUUAGGAAAAGAAAAACUAUGAAAAGUGGAGAUUUUAAAUCGUACAUUGUUUCUGAAUGGGUCUACACAUUCACCAGAUCAUAUAACAAGCACGAAACAUACAUAACAGUUCUGAAUUUGGGCACUGAAAUCGAACUUAUUGAUUUACACGACGUCAUCAGCGACUUACCAUCGAAUUUAGAAGUAGUGGUAGCCAGCGUUAACGCAGGAUAUGUAAAAGGAGAUCAAAUCCGAAGCAUACCAAAGUUCCCGAAAAUCUUCUCAAUGAGGCCUUUAUCAGCCAUCGUUCUAUCUACCAAAGUUCAAACUGAAUCUCCAAAAUUUGGAACGCAAUUAAUCGAUCCCAGAAUAAGCACGAGCUCAUGAUAAAUCUAAAACGUAGCUUUAUAUCCAAGUACAUAGGUACCUAGCAGAUUUUCCACACUGCCAUCAAUCAAUCAAUCAAUCGUAUCUACAUAAUUAGGUAUAUUAUGUUAAUCGCAUGAUACGCAAUCAUCAUACUUGAACAGUAGUAUCUUUAUCUGUAGAAGAGUAUGUGUGAUAAUAUAACAUUUUUUUAACAAUAAAAUUAAAGUACCUCGUAACAACAAUCGCCUU